Messenger RNA from Cladophialophora immunda, 1337 nucleotides. RefSeq lists its product as uncharacterized. NCBI's taxonomy places the organism in Eukaryota, Fungi, Ascomycota, Eurotiomycetes, Chaetothyriales, Herpotrichiellaceae. The transcript is spliced from 3 exons. Gene Ontology annotation, cellular component: cytoplasm. The record is from RefSeq and is a predicted model, not a curated record. Gene Ontology annotation, molecular function: cysteine-type deubiquitinase activity. Gene Ontology annotation, biological process: protein deubiquitination; ubiquitin-dependent protein catabolic process. The coding region runs from base 241 to 1272 and encodes 343 amino acids.
CAACAACAACCAGGAGACCGUGGUCCAUCCCGUGAUCGAUCAGAGAUGAAGGAGCUCCACUACCGUGUCUGGUUGCACCUGGCGUGAAAUUGUGAGAAAAGUCACCGUCUGACAUGGAGAUUGCUCUCGUUCAACAAACCAGACACUUUUCCGACCGGCCUAUACUGUUGGUCCUCCUUCUAUACAAUUAGAAGGAUAGAAGAGUCUUUCCAGCAACCAAAUAUCUUGAGAAUACCAUCCAUGAUGCCUGCCCCUGAAAAUGUUGCCAUUUCGGAGGCGGCUGCGGAGGUACGGCCUGAAGCAGAUCCAGUUCAGGAGAGUUCAGGAGCAGCGUCAACACCCCUGGACACCACCUCAACGACUACCGACGAUGUCGCUCUCGCCAGAAACCAAACGUCUUCGUGGAAGGGAUGGGCAGAGAUAGAAAAUGAUCCGGUCGUCUUCAGCACUUUGUUGCGAGAAUGGGGCGUUCCCAAUGUCCAGGUCAACGAAGUUGUGCCACUCGACAGUGUCUUUGAGUAUCCGCCACAGAGCAUUUACGGCCUGAUCUUUCUGUCACGAUGGGCCGCACCGGAAACUGAAAACGAUCUUACAGAGCCUCCUGCAGGAGUUUGGUUCGCAAACCAAACCCUUUCCAAUUCCUGCGCCACGGUUGCUCUAAUGAAUAUCGUCAACAACCACGCGACGAUUAACCUGGGCCAAGCGCUCAACGACUUCCGAGCCAACACUAUGAAUAUGACACCCAAGGAACGAGGCCUUGCCCUAGAUCAUUUCGACCAUGUCAGAGACGUUCACAACUCCUUUGCCACGGAAUUCGACAAGAUGAAUGUUGAUCUUCGUCUCAAGCAGGACAUGACUGCUGCCGAGAAGAAGAAGAAAGCCGCACAGUCCAAGCGGCCACGAAAGAAACUUAAAGCAGAAGACGAAUCUGACGAAGACGAAAGCGGCCUUCACUUCGUCGCAUAUGUGCCUGCUGGCGGGGUGGUAUGGAGGAUGGACGGCCUCGAGCGGCUUCCCCGGAAACUAGGCGUUGUGGACGAGGGAGAUAGCUGGAUCGCGAUGGUUCUUCCAGAGUUACAAGCUCAAUUGGAGUCUGUAACGACCAACUCACUGGAGUAUUCGUUGCUAUCUCUGACAGCAUUGAACGACUCUUGGGGCUUAGAGGCAGACAAGUUGAAAGUAGAGAGAGCGCGCGAGGACUGGGGCCCUUUCCUGGCGCAGAUGGUCAGGAUUCAUGCUGACAAGGGGACUUUGAAGCAGACAUUGGGGUAGAGUUGUGGGGUACCCUGUUGACUGGGUGGCAAGGAGAAGAUCCAGAUCGAUAGCGAGGUAGUUUG